Molecule: messenger RNA, 7976 nt
Organism: Penaeus indicus
Lineage: Eukaryota; Metazoa; Arthropoda; Malacostraca; Decapoda; Penaeidae
Product: titin-like
Molecular function (GO): GTP binding
Source: RefSeq, a predicted model, not a curated record
CCAGGCACUGGGUAGAUGGGCACACAACGCUGGCCGUGGCACCAGUAGUGGCGAGUGUGUGAGUGCGUGCGGAAGGUGGCACCCUGGCGCCGUCUGUUCUCUCCUCCUCCUCCUCUUCAGAACCACCACUCACGCAGCGUGCGCAACUCUCAGCUGCAAGCUCCUGAAGGUCACGGACGUCACGUGACCCUUCAAGAUGUCGCGGGGAAUCUUCAGAUCCGCUCUGGUGACGGGAGUGCUCCUCGCCGCGUCCCUGCUGGUGCUGUACCCCGUCUGCGGUGAAAAUCCCUCUUACUCGGAAUGUAGACCACACAUUGACGCCACAAUCCGGGAUCUCGCGGCUAAGGCCAUCAUCGCGGGAGAAACGCCUUCGGACAAUCUGCAACACACUGACCAUGUGGAAGCAGAGAAGCCCGAGGAGGGUCCAGUCCCGGCCGAGGUCUCUCCCCCCCCUCAACCCGAAGCGCCCAAAGAACCGCCGGCCGUCGUAGAGCCUGAGCCAGUCGAACCGGAACCUGAACCCGAACCACCGAAGCCAGCAGCCGAAGCGCCAGCGCCGCCACCCGCGCCCGCCGCUCCAGCCGUCCCUGAGCCUCCAGUUUCAUCUAACGAAGACGAAGAAGACGAAAAUACAGAUGACGAGGUUGAAGAUGUUGUUAUUAUUAGAGACAGGGAGAGUAAGCUAAAGGAAGGAAGUGAGAAAAGAGGGGAUAAAAAGCGGAAAGACGUAAUCGGGAAAGAUAAGAUAAAGGAAGCAAAGGAAGAAGGAAAAGAUGUCAAGAAUAAGGAAACUGCAAAAGUUACAAAAGAAGAAAAGACGAAAAGCGGAGGUGGAAAAGAAACAAACGAAGAAGAAGUAAGUCAGAAGGACGAGGAAAAGAGAAGGAAGAAGAGUGACGAAACAAAAGAUAUAGAACUGGGCGAUGAAAAAGAUACUGAAGCAGACGAAGAAGAAAAGGAAGGAACUGAUGAUGAAGGAAUAGAGGAGGUUGAUGAAAAGAAAGAAAAGGAAGAGGUGAAGGAGGAAGAAAAGGAAGUUGAGGAAGAUAAAAAGGAAGAAAAGAAAGUAGACGAGGAAGCGGAAGAAGAUGAAGAUGAAGAAGAAAAGAAGGUAGAUAAAGAGGAAGAGAAAGAAUUAGAUGAGGAAGAGGAAGAGAAGGAAAGAGAUGAAGAGGAAGAGGAAGAGAAACAAGAAAACGAAGAAGAAGAGGAAGAAAAGGAAAAGAAGAAAGUAGAGGAAGAGGGAGAGGAGGAAGUAGAUGAAGUGGAAGAGAAAGAGGAAAAACAGGAAGAAAAGGAAAUAGAUGAAAAGGGAGAGAAUGAAGAGGUAGAUGAGGAAGAAGAGAAGGAAGUAGAUGAAGACGAAGAGGAAGAAAAGGAAGUAGACGAAGAUGAAGAUGAAGAGGAAGAGAAGGAAGUAGAUGAAAAGGAAGAAGAAGAGGAGGAAGCAGAUGAAGAGGACGAGGAAGAAAAGGAAGAGAAGGAAAUAGAUGAAGAGAAAGAGGAAGAGGAGGAAGUAGAUGAAGAAGAAGAGGAAGAGGAGGAAGUAGAUGAAGAGGAAGAGAAAGAGGAAGAACGGGAAGAGAAGGAAGUAGAUGAAGACGAGAAGGAAGAAAAGGAAAUAGAUGAAAAGGGAGAGAAUGAAGAGGAAGAAGAAGAGAAGGAAGUAAAUGAAGACGAGGAGGAAGAAAAAGAAGUAGAUGAAGAGGAAGAGGAAGAGAAGGAAGUAGAUGAAAAGGAAGGGGAAGAGGAAGAAGUAGAUGAAGGGGAAGAGGAGGAAGUAGAUGAAGGGGAAGAGGAGGAAGUAGAUGACGAUGAAGAGGAAGAGAAAGAAAAGGAAGUAGACGAAGAGGAAGAGGAAGAGGAGGAAGUAGAUGAAGAUGAAGACGAAGAGGAGGAAGUAGAUGAAGAGGAAGAGGAAGAGGAAGAGGAAGAGGAAGAAGAAGAAGAGGAAGAGGACGACGAGACGAAAGAAGAGGCAGAGAAGGAGGAAAGUGACGUAAGAGAAACAAAAGAGUCAUUGGACAAGACUUCUGAGACGCGGCACAUUGAAGUUCCAGUUUCUGCCCCGGAACCGGCGAAGCCAGUGGAAGUCCAGCCCGCGCCCGUCGCCAGCCCGCCGCCACAGCCCGCCGCCCCCCCUGCCCAGCCUGCCGCCCCUGCACCGCCUCCACCGAAACCAGCUGUUGCAGAACUUGGUGUCAUCGACAAGUUAAUCGACGUACUCUUUGGCAUACCCAAGGGAGAGAGAGAUCCCAAGUGGGCGAAGCCUUGGCAAACGCACCCGGAACAUGCCAAGAAGCCAGUUGAGAAAGCUCCGGAAGUAGAACAGGGACCUGUUGGCCCUUCGGGAGGAAUCAUCGACAAAUUUGUUAAACUGAUCUUCCCGACUGCUCCUGAAACAACAAAGCGUGAUCCCAAGUGGGCCCAACCCUGGCAGACACACCCUGAACACGCCAAAAAGAAGGUAGAAGUAGCAGUAGAACCUAAGGAAGAUAAGCCUGUAGGUCCUUCUGGAGGAAUCAUUGAUAAGUUUGUCAAACUCAUCUUCCAGACUGUCCCUGAAGGCACAGUUCGAGACCCAAAAUGGGCCCAACCCUGGCAGACACACCCUGAACACGCCAAAAAGAAGGUAGAAGUAGCAGAAGAACCUAAGGAAGAUAAACCUAUAGGUCCUUCUGGAGGAAUUAUUGACAAGUUUGUCAAGCUAAUCUUCCAGACUGUGCCUGAAGGAACAGUUAGAGACCCAAAAUGGGCUAAACCCUGGCAGACUCACCCUGAACACGCUAAAAAGGUUGUAGAGGCACCAGUGGAACCCAAGGAAGACAAACCCAUUGGUCCUUCUGGAGGAAUCAUCGAUAAGUUUGUCAAACUUGUUUUCCCAACAGUUCCUGAAGGAACAAAGCGCGACCCAAAAUGGGCUAAGCCUUGGCAGACUCACCCCGAGCACGCGAAAAAAGUAGUGGUGGUCGUAGAACCAGAGGAGAAGGGACCAAUUGGCGCAUCUGGAGGUAUUAUUGACAAAUUUGUGAAGAUGAUUUUCGAAACUGUCCCUGAAGGUUCAAAACGUGACGCUAAGUGGGCCCAGCCAUGGCAGACUCACCCGGAACAUAGAAAAUCUGCUCCUCAACCAGUUGAAGCUCCCAAACCGCCUGUAGCACCUGAACCAGUUGUUGCUCCUAAGCCAGCUCCAGUCCCAGAACCAGCUCCUGUCCCGAAACCAGUCGCUGUUCCUGAACCAGUUGCUGCUCCUGAACCAGUUGCUGCUCCUGAACCAGUCGCUGCUCCUGAACCAGUCGCUGCUCCUGAACCAGUCGCUGCUCCUGAACCAGUCGCUGCUCCUGAACCAGUCGCUGCUCCUGAACCAGUCGCUGCUCCUGAACCAGUCGCUGCUCCUGAACCAGUUGCUGCUCCUGAACCAGUUCCUGAACCAGUAGCUGCUCCAGCACCUAAGCCAGUUGAGCCGGCCCCUGCACCUGCCCCAGAAGUGGUUAAAGCACCGGAACCUGUACCUGAACCUAAACGACCAGUUGAAGAGCCUGUUGUAGAGAAGGCCACGUUUCCCGAGGAGAAAGUGGCAGGUGAGCAAGUCGUAGAUGAGGAAGAAGCGGAUGAGGACGAGGAUGAGGAGGAAGAUGCUGCGGAAAGCGACGAGGAUGACGAAGAGGAUGAGGAUGAGGAGGAUGAGGUAGAUGAGGAUGAGGAUGAAGUAGACGAAGAGGAAGGUGAGGAACAUGAUGAAGAUGAAGAGGAAGAAGUUGAAGCAGAAGAUGAAGAGGAUGAGGAUGAAGAAGUUGAAGAAGAUGAAGAUGAAGAUGAAGUUGACGAGGAAGGUGCAGAUGAGAGCGAAGAUGAAGACGAAGAGGUUGACGAGGAAGAUGCAGAUGAAGACGAAAGCGAAGACGAAGACGAAGUUGUUGGCAAAGACGAGGAUGAAGAUGAAGAUGAGGAAGAAGAGAAAGAGGAGACAGCUGGAGAAGUUGAUGAGGAGGAGGAAGCAGAAACUGACGAAGAUGAAGAUGAGGAAGAUGAAGAUGAGGAAGAGGUAGACGAAGAUGAAGAAGAAGAAGAAGAAGAAGAGGUAGAUGAAGAUGAAGAUGUAGACGAUGAGGACGAAGAAGACGAGGACGAAGAAGAGGAAGUAGCUUCAAAGGAUGUAGACGAAGAAGACGAAGACGAAGAUGAAGAAGAAGAAUUAGAGAAAAAAGUCGAAAAACAUGAUAAAAGAGACGAAGAUAAAGACGAAGGAAUCGAAGAGGAACUCGAUGAAGAUGAAGAUGAAGAAUCAGACGACGACGACGACGACGACGACGAAGCCAAAGUCGCAGAACCGGCUGACGAAGGGACUGAUGAUGAAGGUUACGCUGAAGAUGGCGAUGCUGACGAAGAUGAAGAUUCAGGUGAUGAGAAAGAGGAUGGGGAUGUGGAGACAAUUGGGGAGGUGGAGGAACGCGCAGCAGACGCAGGAGUCCCGAGCACCUCAGAGCCUGAAGUUCCAAGUGAGCCUGCAAAGGAAGCCCCAGCUGAUAGUAAACCGCUGGCUGAUGCCCCCGAAGCCCCCGCGAAGCCGGUAUUGGCAGAAGAGACUAAAGAAGAGGCGCCACAGGAGGAGGAGGAGCAGGUAGUGGUCGUCCCCUCUGCCUUCCGCUCCCGCGACCACCUCGAGGCCAUCCUGGGCCUGGACGAGACCUCGAGGGACACGGCGGCGCGCACCGACCCCAUCGCCGUGGCCACGCUCAAGGACCUCAAGAAGAUCUACGAGGCGGCCAUCAAGCCCCUCGAAGGCCUCUACAAGUACCAGGACAUCUCCAACCGCCACGUGUCCGACGCCGAGCUCUUCGGCACGCCGCUCGUCCUUCUCUUGGGCCCCUACUCCACCGGGAAGUCCACCUUCAUCAACUACCUCACAGGCGUCGAGUACACCAAGCGCGCCCUCAAGACAGGGACGCCGCCUAGCCACGGUGUGUUCCGCAUCAUCCAGUAUGGUGAGAAGGACGGAGAGCUCGACGGCACCGACCUGAGCGCCCACUGGUCCUUCACGUCACUGCAGAAGUUUGGACAAAAUUUCAUCGACCAGAUUCAGGGGAAAGCCUUGAGUAGCCCUCUGCUGAAGAAGGUGACCUUCGUGGAAGCUCCUGGCAUUCUCGAGAUGAGACGGCCCGGCGAGCGCCUGUACCCCUACAACGACGUCGUCCAGUGGUUCAUCGACCGCGCUGACCUCAUCCUCGUCAUGUUCGACUACACGAAACUCGACGCCGGCUACGAGAUGGAGGCCAUCCUCGACCAGCUCAAGGGGCGCGAAGCUCAGACACGCAUCCUGCUAAACAAGGCGGACCAGGUGCCGCCCGAGGAGUUGAUCAAGGUCCAGGGCAGCCUCUUCUGGAACCUCAGCCCCCUCCUGGGCGUCUCCACCCCGCCCACCGUCUACGCCGGCUCCUUCGCCUCCAGGCCCUACCGCCCCGCCUCGCCCGCCAAGCUCUUCGAGGCUCAGGAGGAGGCUUUGCUCCACGACAUCGCUCAGGCCAUCAACAACCGCGUGGACAACCGCAUCGCCAUCGCCCGCAGGCACGCGGUUCGUGUGAGGAACCACGCGCAAAUGGUGGACACGUACCUGACCACCUUCUACAUGAACAAGGGCUUCCUCACCAGCAAGCACAAGCUGGCCGAGGACAUCAUCGAGAACCCACACAACUACAACAUCUACGAGGGCAUGAGUCUCCUCACCAACAUCUCUCGCUACGAUCUGCCCGACCCCGAGGUGUACAGGGACUUCUUUAGGGUCCACAACCUGUACGACUUCCAGAGGCUGAAGGACACAUGCUCCUACUUCCGAGGCUGCCCGCUCGCCAAGAUCGACGGCGCCAUCAGCCACGACCUGCCGGAGCUGCUGGACCGCCACCGCCGCCUGACCGAGGCUGCCCAGGGCGGUGCGGGAGGCAAGCCUGCCCCCGUGCCCACUCCAGGAGUCCGAGGUGCGGUGCCCCCCGCUGCCCAUGUCCGGACGUCAUGAGCAGCUCCUCCCUGACGCCCCCGCUGCCUGCGCGUGCCUCAUUAGGCCUGAGGGGGUCAGCACAUGACCAAAGUGUGAUAUUCAAACUGGAGAUGCGACUGCCCACCGAGCCGCCAUGACCCAGCUGAUGUGCAAGGGCGGCCGGGCGGGAGUAGGGCGGAGUCAUCUCAGGUCACGCCCCCGCCGUACCCCCGCGACACUGAUUCUUGAGAAGUAGCAAAAGCUGCUACUUUAACACCUGUAUCAACUUUCCCUACUGGAGACUGCCAUGCUGCUGGCUUUAGUCCUGGUGGAGGCGAGAUCCCCGGGGCGAGGCUGGCAGCGAACCCCUGCAUUCCCAUACAACCAUGGUCCACACAGCUCAGCGAUACUUCAUAUGUCUUGUUCUUCACACCGUUCUUGUAUGUCUCUGCCUUUCACCUCGCUUAACAGCAUGACCUCAGAUGACCUGCCAUGGGGGUGUAGGGGAGCCACGUGAGGCGCCUCAACUCUCGCUAUUGACCUUGUCGUGUGGCUGCUGAGCCCCUGGAUGAUGCUCAGAGUAGAGUUCAGGCGCCUCUUACUGUAUUAUGCUCAUAUGGAGACACACUUUACCACGACGCACCGCAAAUGUAUAGGAAACAACUCAAGAUUCCUCCUCAUCGUGUAGAGUCUUAGAGCAUUCCACUUGCGUAGCUGGUCUGACUGCUGUGCUACGACUUACGCAGAAGUUUGUAAAAAGAAAUUGUCGACUAUGUUUCACUCAACUUGACGCUGGUGUCGUUGGCCCCCAAAGUUAUCGCAAGAAGGAUAGUAAAGGAACUCCUCCGUGUUUACAUAUCCCUAGUUUUUCCUUGCUCUUGAGAUAACCAUUCUCUUGUCGUGAUUUUCGACAGUGGGGGAAAUCCACAUGAUAAGUGGAAGGCGACAUUAUGCAAAAGAAUGUCGCCAUUUUCCACCCUGUUGCCUCAAGAACAUAACUUUGACAGGCAGGCCACGACGCCAGGCUGGAGACGCUAAACACAAUUUAAACUUAAGGAUUUUCUUUUUUAUAUAAACGGAUGAGUACAAUCUAGUCAGUUUGAUGUUUUAUAAUUGCCAAGGGAGAAUGUCAGUCACUCGACGCUUCUCCGUGUAAGAUGCCUAUGGAUUAUAAUAACGGCUUUCAAGCGUAUCGGUCGCAGAACCAGAGAUGCUUCUAGCGGUUCGCAAUGUAGAGCUGCUCUCUGGUCGGACGGUUCUAUGGUCCUACGGCUCCAUAGGAUCCGCCGAAAGCUCCGUGUACUUGCGAAGCAGCUGCACUUCAUGAAAAGUGAUGGUUGAUUUUCUUUUGUUUACGCUUGCUUGGCUUUCACAAGUAUGGAAGUUCUGAUGUGCACCCACGGCCGUGUUCGAAACCCGGACAGAGCCAACCCACAGGACUUAGUUUUGGAGUGAUGUAUCAGCUCACAUCAAGGAUUUCAGGGUUAAAACUUUUGCUUUUUAGAAAUGGUUGCAGCUUUUUUAAGCGCGCUCUCUCUUCUUUGGAAUGGCACACUUUUAUUUCUGAGUGCAUUUUGUUUUGUAAAAAUAAAGGAAUGUAUAUUAAUGCAGAGUUCCCUGUUACGCGUAUGUAGUUGUGUUUAUACGUGUAGAUAAUAUAUUGGAUCUUAGAUAAUAUUGUUAACUACAGUUACAAAGCGUUUUAGAUGCACGUGAUAAGUGACAUAGAGUGGGAACAUGAAGUAGUUAGCCAGUUAUCUUGUUAUCUCCAGUCUAAUAGGGUUAAAACAUUGACGAACAAUUCAAAUAUUUUUAUUAUGUUAUGUCUGUUGAAAAUCGUUUCAUUUUGAUCCUGGUAACAAGGUAUUCUUUUAGUAAUGUAUCGACGAUAGCAUCUGUGAUUGGAUAACUUUGUAUAUGUUGAUUACUGUCAUAGGCGUCCUUAUGUAACCCUAUGUAAUAACAGGCAAACGUAGGGAGUGUUUUAAUAAACAUGUGAAAGUUU